AUGAGUGGUAGUGGGAGAAGUUCAAGUUCAGUGAACCAGAGCUCUGGCUGCUUCAAUGGCGUCUUGCGCAGGCUUCUCUGCUCUGGAAGCGUUCCCACUCACCCAACAGAUCAAAUUGCGGAACCUUAUACAACCCAACUCACUCUGCUCCCAGGAAAACCAAACCCCGAUCUCAAAAUCCAAUCUUCAGCUUCUUCUGUCACGCCUGGCAUAGUGGCAAGGCUGAUGGGUUUAGACUCUUUGCCAGAAACAAAUUGGGUUUCGAAAGGAAGAGCCCCAGAUUUGGUUAGCCGAAGUAGGUCAGUGAGUUUUGCUGAUUACUUGAUGGAUUUUGAUUUGGCUGAUCAAGAUCGUCAGCAUCAUCAUCGCCGGGUUCGAACCUCAGUCUCUUUCCGGGAAGUCCCGGCGGCUCUGAAUCAUCAGAAAAGUCCUGAUUUUCUUCUUGUGUACUUGGACAAUGUGGAUAAAUCAAAGGAGAUUGGGUCGAAGGUGAAGAAAUCUGAGAUGGGUUUUGGAGAGCUGAAGCAGGGGAAGAAGGAACAGAGAAGUAGGAACAAGGAGAACAGCAAAAGAGAGAGUGAUGAGAUUAUUAAGCAGAAGAAGAAGAAGGAGAAAACGGUAGCCAUAAAACAAAGCAAGAAGAUUUCUAAGUUGAAGGAUGAGCCUAGAAGAGAAUGUGGCGCACAAUCUUCAAAAUCAAAGGGUUUGGGGUACUCUGUUUCUCCCAAUAAGAAGACCAGUUACAAGAACGGUGGUGCUGCGAAUUUUAAGGAAAGUAGCGAUCGUCAUCAGCUGAAGAAGACAACCCAGAAGAAGAAAGUGGUGGAGGAACCAAGAAUCAAGAAGACAAACCAUCAACAUGCAUUUGCCAAGGAAAAAGAGGCUGCCGGUUUUCAUGGCUUAGAGAACACAAGCCCUGUUUCUGUUCUCUGCAUUGAUGACAUGUUGAUCCAACAUGAAGCUUGGAUAUCAGGAUAUUCAAUGCCUGUGGAUUUGAACUCCAACAUGAAAUCUUCACCAAAAGCUCCUUACAUUGCCGACCCUGAAGUCAGAACAGCCAGAAGAAAAGAUUUUGAGCCAAUUAAAGACGAAGACACCAGAGAUUACGCAGAGCUGCUGGCUUCCAAAAUCCAAAGGUGGACAGAGGAGGAUUUGAAAGAGUCAAAUUGGGUAGCCAAGAAUGUGUCUGGGUUCGAAGGUUAUGAAGAAAUCUGCCUGGGAUUUGAAGGGCUGAUCCUUGACAUGCUAUUGCAGCAGGCCAUCGAUGAGUUCGUGCAGAUUUCUCAUGAAAGCCUGUGGCCUUGCAGUGCUUGA
Messenger RNA from Prunus armeniaca (apricot), 1314 nucleotides. The record is from the annotation of a GenBank genome assembly. NCBI's taxonomy places the organism in Eukaryota, Viridiplantae, Streptophyta, Magnoliopsida, Rosales, Rosaceae.